AACCCACAUAUUUUUGAAAAAGCCCAACAAAAAUAAUCAAAAUUUUGAUUUCAUUCAUCGUUAACAAAUCAUCAAAACCCUAAGACAAAAAAAAAACUAAGAGCGCUCCAUCAAAUCGUUGCCCUUCAAUCGGAGUCGCAUAACUCAACUUUACCGCCCGGAAUCUCCCGCCGGCCGCCACAAACGAAAUUCUUUCUGUAAUGGCGGAUGCUGAGAAUGCCCUACAGUCGACAAAGAAAAGGGCUGCUGGACGGGAGCUCACCAAAGACACUCCUAUUGACGAUGAGGAAGAUGACGUUGACCUUGAAGCUGGGACUUUCAAGAAAGCCAGUGAUGAGGUUCUGGCAACCAGAAGAAUCAUCAAAGUAGCACGUCGCCAACAUACUAAUUCUGCCCCUUCUUCAAACCCUUUCGCUGGAAUACGCUUGGCUGCUCCUACUGAAUCCAGUGUCAAGCCCAUUGAAGCUACUGCUGAAACUGAACCAGAGAAAGCUAAAGACGAAGAAACUAAGCAGCCAGAAAGCAAAACUCUUGAGGUGGAAAACAAAUCUACUUCAAAUAACGACGCUGCAGAAAAAGACAAUGCAGGUAAGGAGCUUGUGGAGAAGGAGAGUGACAACUCUAAGGUAGAUAAUGAAGAGAUUAAGGAUGGAAGUAAGAUUGAGAAUGAGGAUAAGAAGGAAGCUACCAAUAAGGAGAGUUCCGAUGAGAUCAACAAAGAACCAUCUACGGAAGAAAAAAAUACCGAGAACAAUGAUAAGAACGGAAAUAGUGAAAGCAAGGACAAGGAAGAUAACAAAGUAAGUGACGAGCCUACUGCUGAAGGUGGUCCUUUCAAAUCAUUUCAACAGCUUUCGAGUAGUCAAAAUGCCUUCACAGGUCUUGCUGGAACUGGAUUUUCUUCUUCCUUGUUUUCAUUCGGGACUUCAACAAACGAUGGGUCUGCUUUAGGCAGUGGUCCUGGUUCUAUUUUUGGAUUGAAAACUGACCAGCCUUUGGGUCUUGGUUUAUCCAACACUGGGAGUUCUGGUUUUGGGUCGUCAGGAGCAUCUUCUGUUUCCAAGAUUGAAACACUGCAGGAAGUCGUCGUUGAAACUGGCGAAGAAAAUGAGGAAGUGGUUUUUAAUGCAGAUUCAGUGUUGUUUGAAUUUGCAGAUGGAGGUUGGAAGGAACGUGGAAAGGGUGAGGUGAAGGUGAAUGUAACUAGUGGAACAGAAAAGAAGGCCAGAGUUCUUAUGAGGUCUAAGGGUAAUUACAGAUUGAUUUUAAAUGCACGUCUUUACCCUGAAAUGAAGCUCACAAACAUGGAGAAGAAAGGUGUUACCUUUGCCUGUGCAACUGAAGGGAAAGCCGGUCUUUCAACAUUUGCAUUGAAGUUCAAGGAUGGAUCCAUAGUAGAGGAUUUUAAGGCUGCUAUCACAGCACAUAAGGGAGAGGCAUCUACAAUUGUGAAAACACCAGAAAAUUCUCCCAAGGCUUCUGAUGUUUGAGCUAUAUGUCCCACACCCACAUCAUACCAAUUUUCUCACAAAGUCGGUCAGUCAUCUUAGCUGUUGUUUUAUUGUUAUUGUGCCUUUGUAUCACGGAGUUAAUCAUCUUUGAGACUUGUUGUACUUUAUUUUGAGUCAAACUUGCAGCAGGUGGUAGAGUUUUAAUGUCCUGGAUAAAUCUUGGAUCUAUAAUACAGAAUAUUCGAUCGUGAAAAUUAUAUACAGUGUUGUUUAAA
Molecule: messenger RNA, 1726 nt
Organism: Trifolium pratense (red clover)
Lineage: Eukaryota; Viridiplantae; Streptophyta; Magnoliopsida; Fabales; Fabaceae
Product: nuclear pore complex protein NUP50A
Exons: 2
Coding region: 201-1490 (429 amino acids)
Biological process (GO): intracellular transport
Cellular component (GO): cytoplasm; nuclear pore
Molecular function (GO): GTPase activator activity
Source: RefSeq, a predicted model, not a curated record